Messenger RNA from Clavispora lusitaniae ATCC 42720, 1398 nucleotides. It is a transcript of the gene BIO32, whose product is annotated as Bio32p. The record is from RefSeq and is a predicted model, not a curated record. Lineage: Eukaryota; Fungi; Ascomycota; Pichiomycetes; Serinales; Metschnikowiaceae. Gene Ontology annotation, molecular function: transaminase activity; pyridoxal phosphate binding. Gene Ontology annotation, cellular component: cytosol.
AUGACCGUCAAAUCUUCUUUACUCUUCUCGUCCAAAGUCAGUGAACACCUUCCCAUGGUCGUGGAAGGGAAGGGAAACUAUCUCACAUUGGAAGAUGCGACCACUGGCAAAAGAAGAGUCGUUUUCGAUGCUAUGGGAGGAGCAGCAGUUGUUGCCUUGGGACAUGGUGAUGAGGAAAUCAUUGAGGUCAUGGGCAAGGCUGCAAAGUCGUCCAGUUACAGUUUCUGCGCAGCUUUGACCAACUACCACGCAGAAGAAUUGGCCCAAUUCAUCAUUGACAAAUCUCCACCAGGAGCAUUCGCCCAAGCUCUUUUCACUUGCUCGGGCUCCGAGUCAAACGAAAACGGCAUGAAAACCUGUCGUCAGUAUUACUUGGAGAAAGGCCAGCCUGAGCGGUGCGUUUUCAUCUCGAGGAAACAGUCAUACCACGGUUACACCUUGGGAUGCCUUUCCUUGAGCGAGUCGGUGAGAAAAGACCCAUUUCGUGCCAUCACCUUGCCAGCGAAGCAGGUACCCAAGGUUUCCCAAGUUUAUCCGUACAGAAACCAAAAGGACGGCGAAUCUACUGAAGAGUACUGUGCCAGAUUGUUGCAAGAGUUGGAAGACACAGUGAUCGAAGUUGGCCCAGAGAAGGUGUGCGCCAUUAUGUUUGAGACACUCACAGGCUCCACCUUCGGAACUUCGCCAGCCAUUCCAGGUUAUUUGCUGGGUGUACGCAAAAUCUGUGACAAGUACGACAUCUUGAUGUGGUUGGACGAGGUCAUGUGUGGCACUGGCCGUUCUUCUGCUACAGGUGGCUUGCACUGCUGGGAAAGUUACCCUGACUUUAAAGGACCAGACUUGCAAUCCAUUGGGAAAACCUUGGGUAGUGGUUACGUCACCAUAGCUGGACUCUUGGUGUCGCCUAAAGUGCAAAAGGCGUUUGUUGAAGGUUCCAAUUACAUCUCAGGAGGACAAACUUACCACCAACAUGCCUUCAACUGCCAGGUAGCCUUGGCAGUGCAGAAAAAGAUUGACCGUUUGAACUUAAGACAAAACUCAUACGACCAAGGAGAAAAACUUGGUAAGUUACUUGGUCAGUUGGCUGAAGAAACAAAGACCGUGGGAAACGUACGGGGAAUGGGUGGCUUCUGGUCGAUCGAAUUGGUCAAGAACAAAGAAACAAAAGAGCCAUUUGCCCCAGAAUUGGGAAUUGGGCCAAAGAUUGGCGCCAAAUGUCUCGAGAAUGGAAUGACCUCACUUGGCUGUGGAGGCACUAUUGAUGGAAAGAAAGGCGACCAUGUUACAGUUGCACCUUCAUUUAUCACCACAGAUGAGGAUGUGGCGUUUAUCGCAAACACCUUGAUCAAAAGUGUGAAAGACGUCGAGGCGGAGUUGGAAGCUGCUGGCCACUUGUGA